AUGUCCGAUACUUCUAUUUGUUACAUUCGAGAAAACUCUGAAAAUAUCCCAUAUAUCAAGUACUUCGAAUUUUUUCCAUGUGAAAGGUGGUCUCUCCAGCAUUACGUUUCUAUAAUCAUAAAUGACUAUGAGCAUGCUGAGAAGAUGAAAUCAUAUCAUGCUUUUUAUAAUACCUUACAUGCUAUUAGCAAUAAUAAUUCUAUAUCUGAAGAAAUUCGUAAUAUUGCUCAGAAUAUCUUAAAAAAUAAAAAAGCUGAAGAUAUAGUGGAAUCUCCGCCAAAGAAGAGGCAAUGCACAAUCACAAGUGCACAUUUCUUUUUUCCUGAAGUAAACGUACCUUUGCGAGCAGAUGAAUCUUUAGAUAUUCUCAAGAUGUUAAAGUUGGCCGUAUGUACUUUUGAUCAGAAUGCAAUUACACUUGGCUCGACUCGAUCUUAUAAAAGUUCGAAUUAUUUGCGAGUUGAAACUAAGUGUAAUGAAAAAGUCCCAAAAGAGAGUAUUUACGAUGCAGAAAUGUAUCGAAUUUUAAUGAAUUGGUUGGCAAAGGAUCAUGACUUUGAGAUUACGGGCCAGUGGCAUCUCAAACAGGUCUGUGAAGAUGGAGACUGGCACGAUCUUUAUUCUGAUCUGACAAUAAAGAGGAGCGCUGACCCCAACCCUGUAGCAUUACUAGAACUUAUAGCAACAGGAUCUAUUCCGAAGUUAAAGAAACAUUUCGAACAAAUUUUUAAGUAUGCCAACCAACUUUGCCCUCAGGAAGUUUGGGUUGUGCAUUUUUCUCGAGAGGAUUCUGUUGUGUUGGAUCCAUAUUGGCCUUCUGAUGAGCUACAAGGAAGAGGAUUAAAUGUUGUGCAUUUUUGGCACGAUAAAGAAUUUAAGAAUGUUCGUAUGAGUUCCCGAUUUCGAGAUGCCACUGGUAAAUUUCAGGACAUUAUAGAUGAACAAAUCCUCCCCUAA
Messenger RNA from Racocetra persica, 957 nucleotides. The record is from the annotation of a GenBank genome assembly. NCBI's taxonomy places the organism in Eukaryota, Fungi, Glomeromycota, Glomeromycetes, Diversisporales, Gigasporaceae.